Haliotis rufescens (red abalone) is the source of this 2541-nucleotide messenger RNA. Its product is annotated as toll-like receptor 4. Lineage: Eukaryota; Metazoa; Mollusca; Gastropoda; Lepetellida; Haliotidae. The record is from RefSeq and is a predicted model, not a curated record. Gene Ontology annotation, molecular function: transmembrane signaling receptor activity; protein binding. Gene Ontology annotation, biological process: immune response; toll-like receptor signaling pathway. The transcript has a single exon. Bases 6 to 2477 code for a protein of 823 amino acids. Gene Ontology annotation, cellular component: membrane.
UAGAGAUGACAAACAACAUAGUAUUAUUUUUUGUCUGUCUCUCUGGAGGAGUUAUUUGGGCGUGUACGUUCCAUCAUGACGUGAAGUAUGGAGGGAUAUUUGUUAACUGUUCCAACAACAACCUAUCCAAUAUACCAAAUGAUCUACCCCAAAAUACAACAUCGCUCAAUUUGAGUACCAAUCGCAUUGCCGUGUUGCACAUUCAACCCAACAGUUCCUUGAAUGCACUGAAAUACCUGGACGUCUCCAACAAUAAGUUAUCAAAGCUACAAAAUGGGACAUUUGAAAGCAUUAACAGCUUAGAGGAGCUAUUCUUGCAGAACAACAAUCUGACGCUCGAUUCCACCACCUACCCAGAUGAUGUCUUCCUUCCUCUACAGAAACUUCAGAAGCUCCAUCUGCACAACAAUGAUCGAAAGUCGGAGGGUAGCUAUCCAGAAACUGCUUUCGGUAAACUCAGGAGUGCUGUUGAAUUGAAAAUUGACACAUUUGAAACCUCCACCUUUGGAUCUGGAUUUGCCAAAAUGACCAAUCUCAAAAGGCUUCUUUUGGGGUUUAAUGGUUGCAAGAUUCAAAGAGUGUCGAACGAAACGUUCCAAUCUUUUAAACACAUCCCAAUUGAAGACCUUGAUCUUCGUAGUUGCCCAUUAGCAGCUUUAGAUAAAAUGUCAUUUGUCCAUUUGAAAAGCCUCAAGGAUUUGAAUCUUUCUCAUGGUAAAUUCGUGAGCCCAGUAGAAGCUGUUACAUCUAUGUAUGGUUUAAAUGGGCUAAACCUGACACGUAUUUUACUUGAUGAAAUUUACAACUUCCUUCUUUUUAGGUCUGGUACUGUUGAACAAAGAAUUCUUACAGGUGAAGUGCUAGAUAAUAUACAAGGUGUAUGCGUUGAGCAGUUUUCGAUGAAGAAAAACAAAAUAGCAUGGAUUAAUUCUUCUAUCCUAAAACCCAAUUCACGUUUUUCAAACUGCCUUGUACAUAUUGACCUGUCUGAUAAUGAUUUUCUGGGAGACAGGCGUAUUUUAUUCCAAUUUGUCUUUGCGCCUCAAUUAGUGUUUGUGAAUAUUUCAAAUCACUUGAGAAGAAACGAGUUCUUCUCAUCAAUGCCUCAACACAACUCCUUAUUGUCGGUACCAACAUUCAAGAUCCCGUUACCUCCAAAACUAAAGUACCUUUAUAUCCAUGGCACGCUGAGUGACAUAGGCUUCAUAAACAGUAACAUUGAAUUUAAAAAUGCUGUAUCGCUCCAAAGUUUGAACCUUGCAUUUAACGGAUGGUAUGCCUUCCAAUAUAAUAUAUAUGGUUUGGAGAAUCUCACUGAUUUAGACAUCUCUGGAAACUACUUUACCAACAUGAAUCCUGGUGUCUUGAAAACUUUCUCAGGCCUAAGAACUCUCACGAUGUCUCAAAUGGGCUUUAGCAAAUACUUUCUUCUUCAUCAGGGACGUCAGAUGUUUUUGCCAUUACGUAACUUGAAAAAUAUUAUCCUCAGUCACAAUGAUUUAGCAGUCAUGGAUCCUAAGAUAUUUUCUGGAAAUCAACUGACUAGUAUUGAUUUAUCCUUUAACCGUUUUGAAAGUAUUCCCUUUGACAUCACAACAACUCCGUCUCUGCAACGUCUUGACCUCAGUUACAACUCACUGCCUGUGUUAUCAGAGUUAGAGAGGACCCUGUUUGAUUCCCUAGCAGCAACAAAUAACUUCACGUUGAACCUUGACAACAACCUUCUGUCCUGCGGAUGUAAAAAUUUAGGCUUUGUGUUGUGGCUGUUCCACACAGAUGUGAAAGUUGAAAACAGAUAUUCUUAUACCUGUGUAUCUGAUAGUGGCCAUAUUACACCCCCAUCUUAUAUUUAUGAUCAUUAUGAUGAAAUAUGGAGAAAAUGUUCCGGACUGAUUUGGCUGUCACUAACUGUUUCUGCCUUUGCACUGAUUAUAUUAUUCAUGAUUCUAAUCUAUUUGAUAAACCAGAGAAAGACAUUACUUCUAAAUAUCAUUUACCGGAUGUUUGGGUUGGUAAAUGUUGCCAAACCGCCAAAGCGUACUGACUUUCCUAACGAUGCCUACAUCGGCUACAGUGACUGCGAUUAUCAGUACAUCUGUCACACUAUGAGAGAGCACCUGGAAGACAGACAUGGAGUCAAACUCUUCCUGAAGGACAGAGACACCAUCCCUGGAGGACAAAUAGCUGACGACAUCAUCAACGGAAUAGAUUCAAGUUGGAAAACGCUCCUAAUUCUAAGCAGAUCAUUUCUGGAAGACCAAUGGUGUAGCUUUACUGUUAAUCGUGUUGUGUAUUCCUCCUCUAUACUACCCGCAGGAAGUGUCGUUCUUGUGCUGUUUGAGGACGUGAGACAAGGGGACAUCUCCCCAGCCCUGCUGAAUGUUGUGGAUGAGAGAUACAUCUUCCAUGUAAAGAAGUUCAUGGGCGAUCAGCGAAGGCUUUGGAGAGACGUUAGUCAGUGUAUCAUGACUGAAUAGGAAAUAUAAAGAAAAUUGUUACUCGCUGAUCAGUGGAUAUGCUAUGUUUGUUGUACAUACAACC